AUGAGUGACAGCAAAGACAAAUCCGCAGCACCUGCUGCCGCCGACAGCAAGGUCAACGAGAUUGCAUCUGGCAUCUCGGGGCUCAUGUCCAACAAGGAUGGUGCUGCCUCGAAACCGGACGCGGGCGCAUCUGCAUCCACCAAGGAAGACGCCGUCGAGUCGAACUUGCGAGAGUCAUCUCACGAGGUCCAGGUGACGCUCGCCGAUCAGCAGGCGGAUCCCAACUCUCCCUUGUAUUCGGCCAAGAGCUUCGAGGCGCUCGGCCUGCACGAGAACCUGCUCAAGGGCAUCUACGCCAUGAAGUAUCAGAAGCCAUCCAAGAUUCAAGAAAAGGCGUUGCCGUUGCUCCUUCAAAAUCCACCCAAGAACAUGAUCGGCCAAUCACAAUCAGGAACCGGAAAGACGGCCGCCUUCAUCCUGACCAUGCUCUCACGGAUCGACUACGACCUCAAAAAGCCACAAGCCAUCGCCCUGGCACCAUCGCGUGAGCUGGCGCGUCAGAUCAUGGACGUUGCACGCACUAUGUCCAAGUUUACCGACGUCACCACGUGCCUCUGCUUGCCAGACGAGGUGAAGCGUGGCGAAAAGAUCACGUCGCAGCUCAUCAUAGGCACACCAGGCAAGACGUUCGACAUGAUCAAGAGCAAAGGCAUCGAAACGGCUGCCAUCAAGGUGUUUGUGCUCGACGAGGCCGACAACAUGCUCGAUCAGCAGUCGUUGGGAGAGCAGUCGAUCCGUGUCAAGAAUACCAUGCCCAAGACGUGUCAGCUGGUGCUCUUCUCCGCCACUUUUCCCACCAAUGUGUACGACUUUGCGGUCCGCAUCGCACCGGGAGCCAACGAGAUCCGACUCAAGCAGGAGGAGCUGUCGGUGGAAGGCAUCAAGCAGUUCUACAUGGACUGCAAGGACGAGGACCACAAAUACGAGGUGCUGGUCGAGCUGUACAACCUGCUCACCAUCGGACAGAGCAUCAUCUUCUGCGCCAAGCGCGAGACUGCCGAUCGAAUCGCACAAAAGAUGACCCAAGAAGGACACAAGGUCGACUCGCUUCACGGCCGACUCGAAACCGCCGACCGCGACCGCACCAUCGACGCGUUCCGUGACGGCAAGAGCAAGGUGCUCAUCUCGACCAACGUAAUUGCGCGUGGUAUCGACAUCCAGCAGGUGACGCUGGUGAUCAACUACGACAUGCCGCUCACGCAGACCGGUCAGGCGGAUGCUGAGACCUACCUGCACCGUAUCGGACGAACGGGUCGUUUCGGCCGCAAGGGUGUCUCGAUCAACUUUGUGCACGACCAGCAGAGUUGGUCGUACAUGGACCAGAUCGAGAAGGCGCUCAAGUGCCAGAUCACACGUGUUGCUACCAACGACUUGGAGGAGAUGGAGUACACGAUCAAGGAGGCGCUCAAGCAGAUCGGCAAAUCUGAGAUGGUGUCGAUCCGCAAUACACAUCCCGCUCGGCUCGUCGAUGUCGAUCAAGACCGGGAACUCACAGUGGCGCUGCUGCCGUGGGCGAGUAUCUGUGGCGGUUGUCGGCUCGUGUUACCGGCAAUUCUCACCUCGCCUCGAGGGAAAGAGAAGAGGGAGGCAGCGAAGGCUGAGAAGAUCCAUUUGCUUCCAUUUCGGCCAACCGGGAACAUCCACGCACGGCACGCCAUUCCAUUUCGACUCUGCCUCUACAUCGUCUCGCUGUUUCUUGGUCUCCCCACCUCAACUAUCACUACCACUCGUUCGCCUACAAAUCGCUGCAUUCCAUUCGCAUUCUCUCUUUGCAACUUUCCUCGUCCAAGUACUUAUAUGAGCUUGGCCCGAUCAUCGUUGCGCUCGGCUUCGUUCAUUUGCAACAACCUCUCCCGCUCGAUUACGGCCACCAACAGCAGACACGCCAUCAAACAGGCUCGCUCUAGCUUUUCAACCUACUCUCGCAACACUUCCACUUCCUCGACUCGAGCAUUCCGAGCCACAGGUCCACUCGCAGCACUUUCUGCCGUAUCGAUCCGUCACCCUCCGUCCGACGCCACUACAUCUUCUUCAUCUGACACAAUGACCGAACAAACGAACGGCGCAUCUUCGUCCUCGGGCUCCAAGGUCCACAAGGUCGUCAUCAUCGGCUCUGGUCCCGCUGGUCACACGGCGGCCAUCUACCUCGCACGAGCCAACCUCGAGCCCGUCCUCUUUGAGGGUAUGCUCGCCAACGGUCUUGCCCCGGGAGGACAGCUGACGACAACCACCGACGUCGAAAACUUCCCAGGCUUCCCCGAGGGUAUCCGAGGUCCCGAGAUCAUGGACAAGUUCCGUGCGCAGUCGGUGCGAUUCGGUACCGAGAUCCACACCGAGACCAUCGCCAAGGUGGACCUCUCUUCCCGACCUUUCAAGUUUUGGCGCGAGUGGGCGGAGGACCAGGCUCCCGAGCUCACCGAGACGCUCAUCAUCGCCACGGGCGCCAGUGCCAAGCGCAUGCACCUCCCCGGCGAGGACACCUACUGGCAGAGCGGUAUCUCUGCGUGUGCCGUCUGCGACGGUGCCGUACCCAUCUUCCGAAACAAGCCUCUGGUGGUCGUAGGUGGCGGUGACAGUGCUGCCGAAGAGGCCAUGUACCUCACCAAGUACGCUUCGCAUGUGCACGUGCUGGUGCGACGAGACGAGCUGCGUGCCUCCAAGAUCAUGGCGAAGCGUCUGUUGGCGCAUCCCAAGGUGACGGUACACUUCAACACUGUACCCACCGAAGCCAAGGGUGACGGCGAGCUGCUGCAGCAGGUGCGCGUCAAGGACAGCAAGACCAACGAGGAGCGCGACAUGGACGCCAACGGUCUCUUCUACGCCAUCGGCCACUUGCCUGCCACUUCCCUCGUCAAGGGACAGGUGGACUGCGACAACGACGGCUACAUCAUCACCACACCGGGUACCGCACAGACUUCGGUCAAGGGUGUCUUUGCUGCCGGUGACGUUGCCGACAAGAAGUACAGACAAGCUAUCACCAGUGCCGGAACCGGAUGCAUUGCUGCGCUCGAGGCUGAGCGUCUGUUGGCCGAAGAGGAGGUGCUCGACCCUGUCGAUGCUGCUCAGGCCAACCACUACACUGGCACUGACAAGGAAUAG
Pseudozyma hubeiensis SY62 is the source of this 3099-nucleotide messenger RNA. RefSeq lists its product as hypothetical. Gene Ontology annotation, cellular component: cytoplasm. Gene Ontology annotation, biological process: removal of superoxide radicals. NCBI's taxonomy places the organism in Eukaryota, Fungi, Basidiomycota, Ustilaginomycetes, Ustilaginales, Ustilaginaceae. Gene Ontology annotation, molecular function: nucleic acid binding; RNA helicase activity; thioredoxin-disulfide reductase (NADPH) activity. The transcript has 3 exons. The coding region runs from base 1 to 3099 and encodes 1032 amino acids. The record is from RefSeq and is a predicted model, not a curated record.